UUUUUCCGCGUAAACUCGGGUUUGUGAGGGGAGAGCUCGUGAGGCAUGGCGGUGUUCUCCACUCUUUGGGUGCUCUUAUUGUGCCAGCUUUUGACAUCAUCCUCUGCCCAGAGACCGGGCCCCAGAGGAUCUUCUGGGCCAGCAGGACCCCCAGGGGAAGCAGGAAGGGAUGGCACUGAUGGCAAACCUGGGCCAGCUGGACUACCAGGAAAAGCAGGUGUUAAAGGAAAGGGAGGACUACCAGGAACAGCAGGAAAGCCAGGCCUGCCAGGACUUCCAGGGGUGGACGGUUUGACAGGUCCUGACGGCCCUGCUGGCAAGGAUGGACCCCCAGGGGAGGCAGGUGAUCCUGGACCAGCUGGGCCACCUGGACCUCCUGGCAGAGGGAGAUCAGGAGCUGCAGGGUUACCUGGAACCAACGGGUUGCCAGGUGGAGUCGGACCCCAGGGUCCAGCGGGUGCUGAGGGUCUUGCAGGACUUCCCGGACCUCCUGGCCCUGAUGGACCACCAGGUCUUCCUGGUACUCUUCAUGAUCUCAACGGUGACCUUCUGUGUCCUGCAAUCUGCCCCCCUGGUCCCUCUGGUCCUCCUGGGAUGCCAGGAUUCAAGGGUCACACAGGACAUAAAGGAGAAAGGGGAGAGCUUGGGAAAGAUGGAGAAAAGGGUGAUGCUGGUCCACCUGGUCCACCCGGUAUUCCCGGUACAGUGGGUCUGCAGGGCCCACGUGGUCUAAGAGGUUUGCCAGGCCCAAUGGGAUCAGUGGGAGACAGAGGUCUGCCAGGAUUCAGAGGCAAGCCAGGCAUUGCUGGCAUCAUUGGAAAGACAGGUGAUGCCGGUGAAAAGGGGCCACAGGGUUUCAAAGGUCCCAAAGGAGAAAUUGGUAAAAUUGGUGCUAAAGGAGGUCCUGGUGGAGCAGGACCCAAAGGGGAGCCUGGUAUUCCUGGCAGGGAUGGCAAAGAUGGCACACCAGGAUUGGAUGGCGAGAAGGGUGAUGCUGGGCGCCAUGGAGUAGUUGGAGAAAAAGGACCAAAUGGCCUUCCUGGCCUACAAGGAAAGAGUGGUGCAAAGGGAUCCAAAGGAGAAGUCGGUGACCCAGGGAAGGCUGGAGAAACAGGACCCUCUGGAGAGCCAGGUAUUCCUGGUGACAUUGGCAUCCCAGGAGAGAGGGGAAUAGCAGGACCCAGAGGAGUAGCUGGAGCUAUUGGACCACUAGGCAACCCUGGUCCUCAGGGAGUGAAAGGCUUCCAGGGGGUAAAAGGAGCCUUGGGGGAUCCAGGUCUUCCAGGUCCAACAGGAAUCCGUGGGGAGUUUGGAGAUAGGGGUCCAGUCGGAGCUUCUGGACCUAAAGGAGACAUGGGCGUGGCAGGAAGUGACGGUUUACCUGGAGAGAACGGAGAACCUGGUCCUUUUGGACCAGUUGGACAAAAAGGAGAGUCAGGGAAACGAGGUGAAUUGGGACCUAAAGGCGUGACAGGUCCACAAGGGGAACUCGGAGCAAGAGGGGUUCCAGGAAAAGAAGGACCAAUGGGCUUCCAAGGGGAACAAGGUGUGCCUGGAAUUCCAGGAAAGACAGGUGUACCUGGUAAACUGGCAAGCGAACAGCACAUCAGAGAGCUGUGUGGCUCAAUGAUCGAUGAUCAGAUUGCACAGCUGGCUGCUAACCUCAGAAGACCCCUAGCUCCUGGAAUGGUGGGUCGCCCUGGACGUGCUGGACCUCAAGGAAAGCCAGGAGUUACUGGUUCUAUUGGACAUCCGGGUUCCCGUGGACCACCAGGGUACAGAGGCCUCCCAGGAGAGCUUGGAGAUCCUGGUCCCAGAGGUGAUGUUGGUGAACCAGGUGAUAAGGGACCUGUUGGCAAAGCCAUUGAAGGGCCUACUGGAGACCAAGGAUACCCAGGUCUUCCUGGAGUACCUGGAAUUGUCAAGGAUGGGCGUGAUGGAUCUCCCGGAGAUCCAGGUGAGCCUGGAGAGUCAGGCAGGGUAGGUAGGACUGGGCACCAGGGAACUCCUGGAAUCUGUGACACAUCAGCAUGCCAGGGAGCAUCAGUCGCUGGGAAAUCAUCCAACCCCAAAAACCAUUAAACAUCACUUCCUGCAACCUGACGCCAUCCAAACCACGGAGGAAGGAUGAAAAAGUGAAGGAAUGAAAAAGAGAUCACAAAAAUGUCCUCUUUAUUUAAAUACAUGUAUCACAAGAUGGGAAGAGUAACAUCAACAGGUGUGAUAUUUUGAGAGGAAUAGAGGAACAUCCAAGGAGUGACAUGAAUAACAGAACAACUGAGAGACAAAAAAAAAAUCAAGAUGAUAUCCAUAAAUACAGUGGACAGAGGCACGGAAGAGUGCAAGAGAACAACCGCAUUGCUCCAAAUACUAUCACGUAACAAGACUUGACUUACAAACAACUGGAAACAUGAAUGAUGAGUCCUUUUUGUAUAAAAACUUUGUACAUGUUGUUUCCCUGCCCCCAUUAUCUCUAAAAACGGUGACUGUCUCUGAAUGUGCAUGUAUCACGGCCCAUUUAAUGUAAAUCACAGGUGUUACCUCAACAUACAAGCUUUCAGUGUAAAAUAUGGAAAUAGGAACCAGAGGUAAAAAGCCUCUGUCAAAGAGCUAUGUAUGUUUUGUAAAAGGAAUAAAAAGAACAAAUACACAGGUGCCCAGAAAUCGUGUAGAUUAAUCCAAAAAACAAAAACAACCUUUUGAUAGUCUUUUUUUACAGCUUGUUUUUUGUUUUAUUUUUUAAUGACAUGUGAAGUUGAUUAUCUAAACUUGAGAAUCAAAAACAAAAUAAAACUUGUGGAUGAAGAAAUCAGACAUUGUACAAUAAAUUUAAGAAUCUUAGGUGCCGUUUUUUUUCCUUCUGUUUUUUUCAAAUCUGCAAUGACCACAUCCACUAUGUA
Scomber japonicus (chub mackerel) is the source of this 2900-nucleotide messenger RNA. It is a transcript of the gene col9a3, whose product is annotated as collagen, type IX, alpha 3. NCBI's taxonomy places the organism in Eukaryota, Metazoa, Chordata, Actinopteri, Scombriformes, Scombridae. The transcript has 32 exons. The record is from RefSeq and is a predicted model, not a curated record. Bases 46 to 2082 code for a protein of 678 amino acids.